AUGCCUCUCUCGGGCCACUGCCUCUGCAAGGCCGUCACCUACACGGUCGACAUCGAUGCCCCUCUAGUGACGGGCUACGAUCACUGUGACGACUGCCAGCGCCAGUCUGGCUCUACCUACUCGCUGGUCUGCGUCGUCCCCAAGGCGCUGCUCAAGGUCGAGGGCCCCGUCAAGAAGUACAAGGGCAUGGGCUCUUCCGGAAACGCCGUGUACCGCUGGUUCUGCGAGGAGUGCGGCUCGCCCAUUGCCCACGACCCCGAUGCCGCGCCCGAGAUCAUUGCCCUUAAGGGCGGCUCGCUCGACACAGAGAUCAAGAAGACGUUGAAGCCUGACGUCGAGAUCUGGACCGUCGGCAAGCUCCCCUUCUGCCAGGAGAGCCUGGCCCACCCCUUCGAGCACAUGCCCCCCUCGUAG
Molecule: messenger RNA, 414 nt
Organism: Lasiosphaeria miniovina
Lineage: Eukaryota; Fungi; Ascomycota; Sordariomycetes; Sordariales; Lasiosphaeriaceae
Product: Mss4-like protein
Exons: 3
Coding region: 1-414 (137 amino acids)
Molecular function (GO): carbon-sulfur lyase activity
Source: RefSeq, a predicted model, not a curated record